UAAACAUAAACAAAUUGAAACUAAACAAAACAGGAAGGGGAAACUAAAAAAGAAGUUUCUUUGAGCAGUUGAGAGAAGAGGUGUGAAAUCAUGCCUCGAUCUAACAGAAGUCGCAGCAGUGGGCGAGAGUCCCACAGAAGUAGGACGCGGAGUCGACAUCGAUCUUCUUCACGCAGGAUCAGUAGACGAAAACUAAAAGAGAAAAACUUCUGGUCCGCCUUGUGUAGUAUGGUGGCCAUAGUUAUAAUGUGUACCUCCCUAGCCGAGCCCCGAUGGAUCUCCUUACACGGGGGUGGCUGUAGAUUGAGGGACUGUGUCUCCCUGGAUCACAUAGGAGCUUACCAGUUCUUCUAUGCGGGACGCUUCCUGGAGACUUACAAUUUAAAUUGUGCUACUGGCAAUUCUGUGACCCAUAUUCUGUACCAGUACGGAGAUGACACAUCAAGUACUAUGGACAACUGUGUGACUCAUAAAGCAGUGAGUCUGAUGAAGACCAUUAUCUCCUUCACAUUCCUGGCUCUGUUGUGUACACUGUGUGCCUUUAUAUUAGAUCUUGUGGGUCCUACACAGCGGUCACUGAAGAUUAUACACAGAAAUGCCAUCCUCAAUAUCAUAGCAGUGAUUCUUUGUGUGAUUAUAGACCUGUUCUGUUACUGGCUUGUGACGGAGGUCCUCUUCCUUCAGAAAAUGACAAAACUUCACACAGGAAGUAAAGUGACUGUGACCUUUGACAUCAGCUUCUACUUGAUAGCCGCAGCGGGUGGCAUGGGAGUGUUUGCUACGGCAUUAAACUGUUUACGGAGAUACCCAGUGUAUGAAGAUGAUCAGGCCAAUGCUCUGUUAGAGGAACAUGCAUAUGACUGUGUACAUCCUGACCCAGGAACCGGUCCCCCGGACCACCACCCCCCUCCCCCUCCUUACUCGGCAUAAUUAACUCAUGUUGUUGUUUUUGGUUAAAUUUAUUUAAAUUAACAAACAUCUACAUGUAAACUGUAGGAGGAUCUAUGUUCUCUCUAAAGCAUUGUAAAAAAAAAAAUUGCAAGUAUACAACAUAUUUUGAUCUGAAUGACACUAAUUUAGUCUCUUCACUUACAGAGAUGAAACAUAGUGAAAAAAAGUAAUCUGUUGAAUGUAUUACAAAACUUUCAGAUAAACUUUUGAGUGAUCAAGACAUUGCAGAUCAUUUCAUUUAGAACUAAAACCAUUUGGAUUAAGGAUUGAGGCAAAAUUGUUUGUAUUUCAGCAAAAUGACUGUAUUAUUGAAAAAAUUGCAAACUUUUUUAUGCAAGUCAUUGUUUUGUUGUAAGUUUAUAAGAUGUUUUUAAUCUAUUAUUGUAUUUUAUCUUUACAUUAGAAAUGCGUUGAACUCACUUGAGCCAAAAGAUAAGUAUAGUGUAUCCUGUCAGCUGAAUUUCAUUUCCAGAAUUUUUAGAAAUAUUCACCUUUUCAUUUUUGACAUUUUAUAAAUAUCAUUUCUGACAUUUUAAAGUUUUCAAUUCAGACAUUUAUCACACAGCAUUUAUCUGGCAAUAAAAACAGAAUUAGACUUCCUCAAUAAAAAAUUUCGAAAAUAAAUAUUCCAUCUUAUCUAAUUUAAAUUCAAUACAGUCUCUGAUUAUUCAGUGGACAUUUUGUAGGCAAAAAUUGCAUGUUCAUUUAACUCAUGCAAAUCUUUUAAACUAGACAUACAUGUAUAUACAGUAAA
Molecule: messenger RNA, 1705 nt
Organism: Saccostrea cuccullata (small rock oyster)
Lineage: Eukaryota; Metazoa; Mollusca; Bivalvia; Ostreida; Ostreidae
Product: transmembrane protein 127-like
Exons: 4
Coding region: 91-930 (279 amino acids)
Biological process (GO): negative regulation of cell population proliferation; negative regulation of TOR signaling
Cellular component (GO): membrane
Source: RefSeq, a predicted model, not a curated record